Molecule: messenger RNA, 4420 nt
Organism: Pseudoliparis swirei
Lineage: Eukaryota; Metazoa; Chordata; Actinopteri; Perciformes; Liparidae
Gene: pcf11
Product: PCF11 cleavage and polyadenylation factor subunit
Biological process (GO): termination of RNA polymerase II transcription
Cellular component (GO): mRNA cleavage factor complex; cytoplasm
Molecular function (GO): RNA polymerase II complex binding; mRNA binding
Source: RefSeq, a predicted model, not a curated record
CAACGACGAGACGGCGGCAGCGAUAAACCACAGAGCCGGCGGUCUUUUUUAAAAUCUUUAUAUAUAUAUAUAUUGCCGAGUCCGGUCAGAGCCGUUAAGGCCACAUGAGCUCACGGACUGCCUGUGAUCGAUGGUCACGCUUAUCGACAGGGCUGCCGUUGUAGGUUUUCCCGGGUCGCUCGGAUCCAAGAUGGCCGACGAGGCGGCCUGUGAAGACGCGUGUCGCGAGUACCAGUCCUCGCUGGAGGACCUGACUUUCAACAGCAAGCCGCACAUCAACAUGCUGACCAUCCUGGCCGAGGAAAACCUCAACUUCGCCAAGGAUAUCGUCGCUAUUAUUGAAGGGCAAAUAAGCAAGGCCCCAUCUGCAGAGAAGCUUCCCGUUUUGUACUUAGUGGAUUCCAUAGUGAAGAAUGUUGGAGGAGAGUACCUUGCAGUGUUUGCUAAAAACCUAAUCACUUCCUUUAUAUGUGUCUUUGAAAAGGUGGACGAGAACACCAGGAAGAGUUUGUUCAAGCUGCGCUCCACCUGGGACGACGUGUUCCCCCUCAAGAAGCUGUUCGGCCUGGACGCCCGCGUCAACGCGGUGGACCCGGCGUGGCCCAUCAAGCCACUGCCGGCCACCGUGAACGCCAGCAUCCACGUCAACCCCAAGUUCCUCAAGCAGCCCGAGGAGGCUCCCUCUCCACAGCCGGCUCCCGCUAAGCCGGCGCCGGUGGUCCCGGCCCCCCAGCCGGUGCCGGUGUCUGCCGUGGUCCUCAGCCAGUCCAGCCUGACCCAGGAGCAGCUGAUCCGCCAGCAGCUGCUGGCCAAACAGAAACAACUUCUGGAGCUGCAGCAGAAGAAGAUCGAGCUGGAGCUGCAGCAGACCAACGAGCAGCUGGGCGGUGGCUUCGCGAUCCCGUCGGCGGCUCGCGUCUCGUCCUCGGUGAAGUUCUCCGGCCAGCCGUCUCCGGUGGUCCGGUCGUGGGCCCCUCCCCCGACUCCGGCGGACGCCAAGCCGCCCACCAGAGACCCGCGUCUGAACCGCGCCGGCCCCCCGCACAAAGAACUGCAUGCUGGGAAGAAAGACGGCGGCGCCGCCACCGGAAGUCCGGCGGCGACGCCCGAGAAGAGCGCCCGGCCGGACCGGGUCAGAACCCCGAGGAAGGACCCGCCGGACGAGAAGAAGUCCAAACCGCCGUCCCCGGUGACCAAAGGCCCGCCGAGCAAAAACAAGAUGGAGGCCGAGGUCCAGAAGUCGGCCGACGGCACCAAGAAGGACCCCCGGCUGAAGAAGCGCCCGCAGGACAAGACGGGGGACGCCAAGGAGGAGGAGCCUAAGGAGAAGAAGCGCGAGGAGCCGCCGAGGCCGAAGCUGGCGAACGGGUCCAAACACGACCGGGCCGGCUCCGCCGACAAGACCGGCGGCAACGCGCGCACGCACGCCAGGAAGCGCACGCGGUCCCGGUCGCGCUCCCCGCUCGCCGCCGCCUCCUCCUCGGCCGCCUCCUCCUCGGCCGCCGCCUCCUCCCCCAAGAGGAAGGACCGGCGCUCCCCCAAGAGCCGCACCAGGAGCAGCUCCUUGUCGCCCUCGCACAAGGCCGGCAAGCCCAGGAGGGUCGGCCCGGGUCAGGGGGACCGGCCCCCGGCCAAGAAGAACCCCUCGGAGAGCCGCCGGUCCAAGAGGCCGGCGGAGGACCGGCACGCCGAGUCCAGAGACGGCCACGACGGAGGAGGAGGAGGAGGAGGAGGAGGAGGAGGAGGAGGCGGCGGCAAGGAGGCCAAAGAGCCUCCUCACCGCUGGAGGAGCGGCUGGGAGGAGAACAAGCACCCCAAGCUGCCAGAGGACUCCCACGUGAAGCCGCCGCCUCAGAGACACAAGCAGUACGGACCCCCCAACCGCCCCCCCACCCCCCGGACCCCCAAGCACCGCCUCAGCGUGGACGCCAACCUGAAGAUCCCCGAAGUCCUCAACUCGGCCUCCAAGAAGGACAUCCUGCGGCGGGCCAGUAAGCGCCUGCAGAGCGGUGAGAUCUCCCAGGAGGACUUCCUGGACUUGGCCCACCAGCUCAAACACUUCUUCCAGUACCAGGAGGAGAAGCAGCAGCGCUCCGACGGCUGGACGGCCGACGCCAAGAAGCCGCCGGGCUCGCCGCCCCACGACGGCAUGGACGCCGCCGAGCUGUCGUACUACGAGCACAAGUUCAAGCUGAAGAAGACGCAGGUCACCCACCGGGCCGCCGACGAGGCCUGGGAGGGGGAGGAGCCGAAGGCGGGCCCGAAGUACAGCCGGGCGCCGCGGGAACGCCAAGGCGAGCGGAGGAGCAAAGAGCGCGAGGAGCCGCGUCUCAUCGAGGAGUACAACCACGGGAAGGAGUUCCCCGCCCUCAAGUCGCUGCCCAGCCUCCGCUUCAGGAGGAGAGCCGACCCCCGGGAGCCCAAUGAGAGGGAGUGGACCUCGCCGCUGACGGAGCGGCCGCGCUUCGACGAGCGCGACGACCCGAAGAGCGGCUACGACGCCCCGCGGGGCUACGGGGCCACGCCGGCCGACGCCCGCCGGCCAGAGGCCCCGCCCCCCGGCGGCACCGUGGUCCUCAGGAGCUGCCCGAGCCCGGACGCGGCGGCGGCCCCGAGGUUUGAGCGCGAGCGCCUUUCGCCGCUCCACCUGAAGGACCCGGCGGACCUGAGCCCGCCCCCCCGCUUCGAGAGCCCCAACAGCGUGCACUCUGACGACGGGCCCCUGAGCCUGGACCCCCCCGCUCCGCUCCAGGCCCCCAAGUCCAUCCUGAAGCCGGCGGGCCGCGGCGGGCCCCCGGCGGCGGCGCGGCAACACGGCGACUCCCCGGGCCGCACGCCGCCCCACGACGGGGGCCACGACGGGGGCCGCUACGAAGGGUCCGGCCAGAUGGGCCCCGGCAGGCCGAACCCCCCGGGGUGGUACGAGGGCGCCGGUCGCUACGACGACGCGCCGCGCUUCGAAGAGCCUCAGAACCAGGGGGGCCCCGGCCGGUUCAACAGCGGCCCGCAGCACCACGGGCGCUACGACGGGCCGCCGCACCCUCAGGGCCCCGGGCGGUUCGAGGGGCCCGGUCACUUCGAUGCUCCGCGGUGCUUCGAGAGCAACGUGGCCCCCGGCUCUGGACCAAUGGGCUUCCAGCAGCAGAGGCGCUUCGACGGGGCCCCCGGCCCGAUGGGCAACAUGCGCUUCGACGGCGCCGGACCGAUGCGCUUCGACUCGCCCAGCGAGCCCCACCAGGGGGGCCCCCCGCUCUACGAGGGGCCCCUGAGGUACGCCCCCCAACACAACCUGCAGCCCCCCAUGGGCCCGCCCCUCUACGAAGGCCCCCAGCAGUUCAACAUGAACCAGUUCCCCGCCGGACAGAUGGCGUUCCCUCAGCCGGCAGGAAGCUUCAACAUGCAGCCGGCGCCCUUCAGCCAGCCAGGCCCCGCCCCCUUCUACAACCCCAACGCCGCCAUGCAGCCGCCGGCGGCCAUGUUGGGGACCCAUCAGCCGUUCCUCUCUGUUCCUUUUGGACAACAAGCUCCUCUGGCUCCAGAGAACCACUUCGGUCAGGUGGACGUGAACGACCUUCUGUCCAAGCUCAUCUCCAACGGCAUCAUCAAGCCCUCGCAGCCUGAGGCCACGCCCACCGCCGCCGAACCCACUUCCAUGCCGCCGGUAGCUCCGCCCAUGGUGGCGGAGGAGGAGGAAGACGAGCUGGAGGAGGAAGAUGAUGACGACCUCCCAGACCUCACCAGCUUUACCGUGGAGGACAUGAAACAGCGUCUGGAGGCCGUGGUGCUGCGGCUCUACUCGGGGAACCAGUGCUGCCUGUGCAGCUCUCGCUUCACGGCGGCGCAGACCGACCUGUACGCCGACCACCUGGACUGGCACUUCAGACAGAACCACAACGGCAAGACGGCCGGCAAGAGGGUCACACACCGCCGCUGGUACUACGGGCUGAGGGACUGGGUGGAGUUCGAGGAGAUGGCCGACCUGGAGGAGCGAGCCAAGAGUAACUUCUUUGAGAAGGAGAGCGAAGACGAGGUGCAGAAGAGCCAAAGAGGCGGCGGUAAGGAGAAGGGAGGUAAAAGCAGAGUUGCCAGAGCCACUACAGACCAGGUGGGGGAGCUGUGUGAGAUCUGCCAGGAGGCGUUUGAGACCAAGUGGGUGGAGGAGGAGGAGGACUGGUUCCUGAAGGACGCGCUGCGGGUGGACGACAAGAACUUCCAUCCCGCCUGUUUUGAGGAUUAUAAGAACGUGAGUACAGUCAGAAUAUUAAAUAUAAUAAUAAUGGAUGAGACGCUGACCGCGCCUGCUUACAAAACCGAGGAGGAAGAGGAGACGGCGAGCACUUCCUGUGCCGUCGCCGCCAUCAAACAGGAAGUGGAGUCGGGGGCGAGCGAGCUUAUGGAGGUUGAAGGUAAGAAUCCUUAG